UUUCGUUCUCAACGGCUCCGACGAGUCCGUCGAAAUAAAGUAUGUAAAUCGAGAGGAACUAAAUUGCAUUCAGUCAGAACGUAAAUCCGCGACCUUGUCUCGCAGCUACUGAUCGUAUUGUUCUGUUGUUGUUUCGCCCGGUGCUUCUGUUUACUCCUGUUAUCAGACAAGUCGUUCGCCGACUACGGUGCCGUCUGUUUGGAAGAAGAAGGAGUUUAGUAAUUAAAUUUAGUGUUUCUACGCAGGAUUUGCGAAGUUGGCGCGUGUUGUGCCGGGCUGACCUUACUUCUGUGUAAAGAAAUCGACCCACGCCUUCCAAUAAAGAUAACUCCUACGCGGCUCGCAUAUAGUCACAAUAAGACUAUGUCGAGAGUUAAACUGGACAAAAUUCUGUCUCCCCUGUGCCUCUAUCAACUGUGCACAUCUGUAAGCGUCAAGUGAAGUGAUCUCCAGUAAGUGUAAGUGUAGGUGCUGUGCUGUGUUAACAGUUGUUCUAUUACCUGUUGUUCUGUCAACAAUCAAGGCUGCUAGUGUAUUGUUACACAUAUUAUUCCGCUUCAAUGAUUCUGGUAUUCUGCCCCAAAAAUAUACCUGAUACCAAAAUGACAACAUAAAGAUCAUGACAUAGAAACAUAAUCUAGUACCCAGCAUUUCUACCAACUGGCCCGCACAACCGUCAAGAUAAAGAAAUCCACGUUCCUGUGCUACAAAGCGAGGAUGGAUGAAAGUGAUGUAAUCAUAUCAUCCACCGAAAUUAUUAAAGACCGCUUGUACUUCGCGACCCUAAAGACGGGGUACAAACCGAAGCCGACCCGCAACAGCAAAUACUUCCACAUAGAAGAUGACAUUGUCUACGAGAACUUCUACUUCGACUUCGGGCCGUACCACCUCUGCCACCUGUACCAGUUCUGCAACAGGCUCAACGAGGAGCUUGAGAAGAAUCCGAAGAAGAAAGUGGUUUUCUACACGAGCAACAAUGAGACGCUGCGGCUUAAUGCCGCGUACCUUAUUGGGAGUUAUCAGAUAAUCUACCUAAACGCCUCCCCAGCAGCGGUAUACAAGCAACUCACAGACGGUUCCGACUGGUCCCUCCUUAACUUCCGCGACGCGAGUGGCGGGCCUCCUCUGUUCGACAUCUCUCUCCUAGACGUGCUGCACGGCAUGAAGGUAGCUCAUGACGCGCGGUUCUUCGACUUCGAACACUUCGACGCGGAGCAGUACUUGUUUUACGAGAAGGUAGAGAAUGGGGAUUUGAACUGGAUCAUUCCGGGCAAGAUGUUGGCGUUCUCCGGGCCGCACCAUCGCUCGCGACUCGACCGCGGGUACCCGCUGCAUAGCCCCGAACACUACCACCACUACUUUCGCAGACACAGGGUUACCACCAUAGUGCGCCUCAACAAGAAGUCGUACGACGCUCGUCAGUUCACGGCCCACGGGUUUGAACACCGGGAAUUGUUCUUCGUCGACGGGUCUGUCCCCACUGAUCUCAUCGUCAAUCGGUUCAUCAGGGUUGCUGAAGCCGCGAAAGGGGCUGUUGCUGUACAUUGUAAAGCGGGCCUAGGCCGCACGGGCACGCUAAUAGCGUGCUACAUGAUGAAGCACCACGCGUUCACUGCGCGAGAAGCGAUAGCUUGGCUGCGCGUCUGCCGGCCCGGCUCGGUCAUCGGGCACCAGCAGUGGUUCUUGGAGAACGUCCAAUCUCGCAUGCACGCGGAAGGCGAGGCGUACAGGCGGCGUCACAACAUCACCUCCCUCCCAGUAUUCACUCGCGGCAUAUACAGCGACCUGCCGCUGGAGCCCCUACCUGAUGAGGACACCACGAGAGAGACCAAGGAGAAGCCAGUGUCGUUGCAAACCAUACUCAAUAAUAAGAACAAUAAGUUGGACAACGCCAACGCCCUCAACGCCAACGAGGCGGACUCAGAAAACAACGUGACCGCUGUCAUCGGCAAGUAUAAGACCACACCCACACCAAUGCUCCCCACAAAAACCGUAUUCACACCCAAAAUGAACUACAUGCUACCCACAAACAACAUCAGAAACUCUGCAAACUCAAACCUGAAACCGCAACCGAGGAUCUUGAACUCAAAUCUAAAGUCACAUUACGCGUCAAAGACCUCCACGUUCCCGCCAACUAGAAGUGCCAACGCCCAAGCCAGCAAGCUCACUGGCAGUGUCAAAAGCCCCUUUACUGGCAAAAGCAGCUUCCACGGCCAAAGAGCUAAUCUUGCUCGUCCUACGAUAGGUUUCACUCACAGCAGCCCCUUGAAAACUUCACGGAAAGUCGUCAGUAAAAACACUUCUAGCGAUACGACUGUUGUGACCACAUUGAGCAACGUCACGUCGACUUUAUCAGCGUUGACUGAGAACUGUCAUUUGAAUGGAAAAAAUAGGCUUCCGUCCGAGCCGAAUUUGAAGUCCGUUACAACAACUAAAGCGACAGCUACAAGUGUGAAUUUGCGCAAGAAGUUGAUCGUCCGAUCGAAUUCUAAUUCGCGAAAGAAGUUGCCUAAAAACAACGCGCCGAAGACGAAUCUUGAAGCCUCCCAAGAGUUAUCUUCAAGUGACACUAACGUCACAAAUAUAUCAGCUGAUUCUUUAGAAACCCCGUUUAGGUUCCGUCGGAAAAGGGACAAGUCUAAUAGUCCCGAGCCGAUGGAUUGCAUUUCCAACUCUGUGAUCACUGCAGACGUGACCCCUGACAAUUUUGAGGAGACAAACAACUCUCAAGGGAACAAGUUGUAUAAAAUAAAGGCGCUAAGAAAGAAAUGCCCCGCGUUCGGUGUAAGUUUACUAAAGAAAGACGGCAUCCAAACUCGGUCGAGUAGCUGCGCCAGUAGCUCGACUGUUAAGAAGAAAUGAUCUCUGUGAAUUGAUUUGUUAGUCUAGUUGUAUUUGCACUUCAUAGAGAUUCUAGUUUUACGGUGUUGGCUAGUUAGAAGAGAUCUUUUGAAAGAUUUAUAAGAUUUAUAAAUAUUACUAUUGCUCCAAUCGAUUCACACGUUUGUCGACUAAAGAGAUAUUAUAUCCAUUUGAGAAUCAAAACAUUCUCUACUAACUAGUCAACAGAAACACGUGCAUAGCACGACAAUAUUGUACUGUGUAGAUGUAUAAGUUGAUAGAUUUGUAUAGACCCCUCUGACUGAACUAAACUACUCAUAUCAUACUUUGCAAGACGUUCUAUCUACACAAAUUUAUCGACUUUAGUGUAAUAUCGAUGUAUAGAGAAUAUUUUAUACAGAGUGCUUGGAGGAUUUUUGUUCGACUCUAAAUAACAUUUCUUUAUUAUUAGUCAAAUAUUGUGCAAAUAUAAGUCUAUCAAGUUAAAUACAACGCAAUUGUGUCACAAUAUUGUUGAUAGUAUCUCGAUAUUAAAUUUAUCAUCGUUUUAAGUCCUAAAUGGUGCUGAUUCCAGUACACACCUCUAAAUUUAUUUAAGUUAUACCUGUCAUUUUCUUAUCCACCGAAAAGGAAAGAGUCGGGUAAUCGACAAGCAUAAAAUUUAUGGAAAACAAAAACCCUCUCAAAAAUGUAUAUUGGCCAAUAAUCCGACAGAAUUAAUUUGAUAGCACUCGUCAAACGGGUUGCAUAUCAGCAAAAUACCUAUUAUAUUCGCCCGGACUUUCAUUCAUUCAUUCACUCAUUCAUUUUAAAAUUAACAGUUGUUAAUCAUUCGUCCCUUUCCUUUUCGGCGGAGAAAAUAACAGGUAUAACUUAAAAUUUUGCAUGGAAUUGCAUUUACCAAUAUAUAUGAUCAAAGAGUUAACUCAUACACACACACACACACACAAUAAAAUUCGAAGGUUUGAAAAGUUUCUUAUCAAAAAAACCUACGUACGUAAAGUAAAACAAAGGUCUACUGUCAAAAUAUUAUGUCUACUUACUACUACUUAUACAAAGCGAGGAAUUGUUUUUUUUGACGUUAUCUAUUGUGGCAAAUGGCAUUAACUUUUUGGCCGGAGUGGGGUUUUAUUGAAUCUACGAAUACGGUAGUUUCCAACUAGUCAAAUCAGUUACUAUUUACUAAACGUCAAAAUACGAAACUACUGUGGUAUUUGUACGAAAAAGCGACCUGUGACGUCAUAGAAAAACAUGGCAAAAUGUCGCACUUAUUCUAACACUUUUCUUUAUAAAUUCAUUAAUAAGUUGAAUAGUAAAAAUAAAUCGUCUUUGUCACUUUUAGAUCUGUCUUUAUUUAGUAAUCAGAAUUUCAUAAUUUAUCUUUGAUCUAGGAAACUAUCCAAAUCUAUAUUAAAACUAAAUAAUAAAUCAUUUAUUCUACAAUCAUUAUUUAGCGUCGUAACGAUAGUCCUCUUCGCCCUUUAUAAAGCUGUGUGUUGUUAACCCCACGUGAAGCCUAAAUGUUUAUAACCAUAUACUACAUGUUUAACUUAGACGAAUUUGAUUCUACGACUGAUUGUCUUUAUUUUUAUGACUAUUCUAUGACUUUGCAGUGGCCUAUGGUAUUAUUUUUCUUAAAGAAAUGCUUUUUUUACUAUUGAUAUUGUUAUAUCGUUCGUUUAUUUUAAGCUUUCCUUAUAUGUUGCCUUUGAAAGGCAAACUUAUUGAAAGAAAAACGUCGAUCGUUUUUAAAAUGACUUUAAAAUAAUAAAUUAAGGUUCCGAGAUUUUCUAAAAUCAGAUUGGUCUUCCGGUCAACAUUAUGUUCACAUUUGUGUUAAUAUAUCAUGUAAUAUAAUAUCAUGUUUGUAUACUACAAUACGCCAACAUUGCCGUUCGUGAUAACUUAGCCCCAAAACGGAUUUGCUAAACAUAGAAAAAAAAAGAAUACAAAUUGUUUAUUAUAAAAGGACGCCACACACAAAGACAAGAUAAUAACAUCACUAAAAAUCAACAUCUGUUUUUCUUCAGUCGUGUGG
Messenger RNA from Pectinophora gossypiella (pink bollworm), 4879 nucleotides. Its product is annotated as dual specificity protein phosphatase CDC14A-like. Gene Ontology annotation, molecular function: protein tyrosine/serine/threonine phosphatase activity; protein serine/threonine phosphatase activity. The transcript has 9 exons. Gene Ontology annotation, cellular component: centrosome; mitotic spindle; kinociliary basal body. NCBI's taxonomy places the organism in Eukaryota, Metazoa, Arthropoda, Insecta, Lepidoptera, Gelechiidae. Bases 718 to 2862 code for a protein of 714 amino acids. Gene Ontology annotation, biological process: microtubule cytoskeleton organization; protein dephosphorylation; regulation of exit from mitosis. The record is from RefSeq and is a predicted model, not a curated record.